GCUGGUCAUGUCAGCCGCGGCUGCAGGGAUCCCCUCACUACAUGUAGCCCCGGGUUCACCCCCUGCCACUGGGAGGAGCAGCUCUGCCCGCCGUGUGGGUGACAGCCCUGACUUGUGACCCCGCUCGCACGCAGAGGACACUGCAGGACGGACUGAGGAGAUGCCACAUCCUGCGGCAGCGGCUUUUACAUAACGCAUCACUAGUCUCAGCAUGGGAACAAGCACGGCUCGUGCAGCCAGCAGCAGCGACUCCCUGAACCCUCCGGGAUCUCCCUCCUUCUGACAUAGAAGCCUGCCCGGUACCGUCUGCGGCGGACAGGCUCGGCGUCUAGCGGCAGGGACUGCUGCUGCGGCUGCUUCGCUGGUCUGUGGGAAUUAUGGCUUGAGACAACAUGGGGAAUCGAAAGAGAAGAGCAUUCUGCAGAUUUCUAGUUUGCCAUUCUCUCAAUGCUGACAGUUUUAAAAGAAAUUUCAAAGAGAAAAGCAAUUAGCUGGUGAACAGUGGUACCAUUGCACAAAGGAGCAAUAACAUCACACCACAACCGCUUCAGUCACUGCAAUGAAUGGGGACACUAUUCAACCUGAAAGUUCCUCCAUCCCUCAGGGCUGGAAUGAGUUCUGUGAGCUUCAUGCCAUCUCCACUGCAAGAGAGUUGGCCAAACAGUAUUGGUUGUUUGCUAACCAAAAUCCGCACCAUGACAUCCUGGCCGCCGAGAAGUUCUCCUUGCAGUUCACGGAUCUCUUUCAACAGUAUUUCAGGAACGAGGUGAGGGAAAAUUGGGGCAUGGACCAGUACAGAUUCUUUCCCUUCAGUAGAGUAAAAGAUUACAGAGAAACAGGUGGCAGGACAUCAGAGGAACCUCCUAGUACGGUUGCAGCAAAAGUGGAGGUUGACUUGACAGCUCGCCAUGAACACACUGAGCAGACAGCUAAUGACUCCACUGUCCAACAAGUGCCUAAAGCAUGGAGCUCCGAGGAGCUCCAAAGCAACAUUACUCCCGCACCUCCAAGGCAAUUCAUUCGAUUCACUUUCAGUGAUAUCAGGAGGAGUAUUCGAAAUAUAUUCCGGAGAAAGUCUGCAGAUUCCACGGAAGCCAGGGACAUUGACACGGAUUUAGCACAGUCACCUACCUGGCAUAAAAGGAUUUUGCAGUGGACUUUAAAAAGGGAGCCAGUGGUUGAACUCCAAAAGGAAGGACUUUUGAAUUACAGCAUGGUAGAUGAUACAAGUAUGGACAAUGGGACUCUUUGGCAGAGGUGUCGGUUGAUUUUACGGAAAGCGAACCCUUUGGAAAAUGAGGAAUACCUAUUAGAAUUGUUUGAUCCACCCAAGUGCUCCAAGCCAAAGUUACGGGUUCCAUGUUCUGCAAUCCAUGAAAUCAGAAAAUGCACCCCCCUGGAGAUGCCUGACAAUGUGAACACAUUUGUUCUAAAGGUUAAUACAACUGAAGUUAUUUUUGAAGUUGUAGAUGACCAGCAGCUAAAUUCCUGGACAUCAGAAAUCAAAGAGUGCAUGAACUGCGGGACAGAAGAGGUUGAUGGAGAGAUGCAGGUGUCUUCUCCUUCAGAUCUAUCUUCGCAGAAUCCCAAUAGUGGCAGCACCAAUUCCAUUAGCCAAGGUUUGUUCAUGCCUUGUGCUGCCUUUUUUGUGCCUCCAGAGCAGUGCUAUCACAAAACUGACCAUUUCUUGUCACCAUAUCCAUGGUUUCAUGGACCUAUCUCUCGGGUCAAAGCAGCACAACUUGUUCAAUUCCAGGGAUCUGAGGGACAUGGAGUCUUCCUUGUGAGACAAAGUGAAACCCGCAGAGGAGAGUAUGUCCUCACAUUUAAUUUCCAAGGCAGAGCUAAGCAUCUGCGUCUCACUUUGACAGAAAGAGGUCUGUGCCGGGUCCAGCACCUCCGUUUCCUGUCUGUAGUAGAAAUGCUUCACUACUUCCGUUUGCACCCAAUACCACUAGAGUGUGGAGCUGCCGGGGACGUGAAGUUGUCUAGCUAUGUAGUGUCAGCUGUUCAUUCACAAGACCAGAGCCCCACAGUCAGUCCGUUACUGUUCCCACUGCCAAUCCAGAGAUCAAGUUUGGAACACAGUGUUUCCCACUUCCAUCAACCAAACCUACGGAGAAACCCCUAUGCGGAUGACAUGCACCCUAGCUCCUACCCUGAGCAGAUUUUCCACUUAGUUCCCCCGCCAGAGGAGCUGGAACGGAACUUCCUACGUAGUGAGUCCGGGAGGGCACAGUCAAGCAGUCAGAGGGAAUCUGAUUACGAGAUGGACUCUGCCUCAAGGGGCCAUAUACGAGCAAUAGACAAUCCUUACACUCCGCUAUGACAGUGCGUGGGUGUGCUGUACAUACUGAACUGACACGUUUACCUUCCUACAAUCACAAAAGCCUUAACACAUGCUGAUCAAGCCAAGAAUGUAUUCUGUCUUUUUUAUUGUGAAUGAUUUCUUUAUAUUGCAGGGAUGAGUAAAGUUGUACAUCCC
Molecule: messenger RNA, 2485 nt
Organism: Bufo gargarizans (Asiatic toad)
Lineage: Eukaryota; Metazoa; Chordata; Amphibia; Anura; Bufonidae
Gene: SH2B3
Product: SH2B adaptor protein 3
Exons: 10
Coding region: 560-2329 (589 amino acids)
Biological process (GO): intracellular signal transduction
Cellular component (GO): plasma membrane
Molecular function (GO): transmembrane receptor protein tyrosine kinase adaptor activity
Source: RefSeq, a predicted model, not a curated record